Molecule: messenger RNA, 2655 nt
Organism: Lynx canadensis (Canada lynx)
Lineage: Eukaryota; Metazoa; Chordata; Mammalia; Carnivora; Felidae
Gene: DTX2
Product: deltex E3 ubiquitin ligase 2
Exons: 11
Coding region: 376-2235 (619 amino acids)
Biological process (GO): protein ubiquitination; Notch signaling pathway
Cellular component (GO): nucleoplasm
Molecular function (GO): zinc ion binding; ubiquitin protein ligase activity
Source: RefSeq, a predicted model, not a curated record
GUUUCACUCUGGCUGCCUCCUCAGAGUCGGAGCUUCAGCGGGAGCGGUGCCCAGGCCGAACCCCGGCUGUAGCCCGAGCGCGGCGGUGCCCUCAGCCUGCCCCCUCGCCUUCCUCAGCCUCGGUGCCUUGGAAUUUGUGUUGCCGAGUCAGCAGGCCUUUCGGAUUUGCUCGGCUUUUGUUGUUCGCGUUUAUAUCAAGAUGGGAACUCAAACAAGUCAGUCCUCCUAAGGAUCUACUGUCUCCAUCAAGAAGGGACAGUUUGUGCCAGCUCUCCAGAGAGAAAAGGUCUGCUGGAAGCACUGGGCAAUGAACCCGAGACUUCAGCCCAGAGUGGUCUGAAACCGUUUGGGAAGGAAGAGGGAGUCCUGGGGAAGAUGGCCAUGGCCCCAGGCCCUUCCCUGGCUCAGGUGUACACCAGCCCCGUGGCAGUGGCCGUGUGGGAAUGGCAGGACGGGCUGGGCACCUGGCACCCCUACAGUGCCACUGUCUGCAGCUACAUCGAGCAGCAGUUUGUCCAGCAGAAGGGCCAGCGCUUCGGGCUGGGGAGUCUGGCCCACAGCAUCCCCUUAGGCCAAGCUGACCCCUCGCUGGCCCCUUACAUCAUUGACCUCCCCAGCUGGACCCAGUUCCGCCAGGACACUGGUACCAUGCGGGCUGUGCGGAGGCAUCUGUUCCCCCAACAUUCAGCCCCGGGCCGGGGCAUCGUCUGGGAGUGGCUGAGUGACGAUGGCUCCUGGACAGCAUAUGAAGCCAGUGUCUGUGACUUCCUGGAGCAGCAGGUGGCCAGGGGCAACCAUCUUGUGGACUUGGCUCCCCUGGGGUACAACUAUACCGUCAACUACGCCACCCACACGCAGACCAACAAGACUUCGAGCUUCUGCCGUAGUGUGCGGCGCCAAGCAGGACCCCCAUACCCGGUGACCACCAUCAUUGCCCCGCCGGGCCACACGGGAGUCGCCUGCUCUUGCCAUCAGUGCCUCAGUGGUGGUGGAACUGGCCCCGUGUCGGGCCGCUACCGCCACUCCAUGACCAACCUCCCGGCUUACCCUGUCCCCCAGCCCCCCCACAGGACCGCCAUUGUCUUUGGGACCCACCAGGCCUUUGCCCCGUACAAUAAGCCCUCACUCUCUGGGGCUAGGUCUGCACCCAGGCUGAACACCACCAACCCCUGGGGUGGGGCACCGCCCUCCUUGGGGAACCAGCCCCUCUACCGCUCCAGCCUCUCCCACCUGGGACCGCAGCACCAGCCCCCAGGAUUGUCCACUGCCAGCGGAGCCAGUCCCUCCCUCCCCAGCGGUCCUGCCGGCAGCCCUGGGAGCGUCCCUGCCGCUGUGCCUGUGCAAAUGCCGAAGCCCAGCCGGGUCCAGCAAGCCCUCGCAGGCAUGACGAGUAUUCUGAUGUCAGCCAUUGGACUCCCUGUGUGUCUUAGCCGCGCACCCCAGCCCGCCAGCCCUCCCGCCUCCUGUCUGGCCUCUAAAAGUCACAGCUCAGUUAAGAGAUUGAGGAAAAUGUCCAUGAAAGGAGGGACUCCAAAGCCAGAGCCAGAACAGGUGAUAAAAAACUAUACCGAAGAGCUGAAGAUAGCCCCAGAUGAGGACUGCAUCAUCUGUAUGGAGAAACUGUCCGUGGUGUCCGGGUACAGUGACGUGACUGACAGCAAGACCAUUGGGCCAGUGGCCGUGGGCCGCCUCGUCAAGUGCAGCCAUGCCUUCCACCUGCUCUGCCUGCUGGCCAUGUACUGCAAUGGGAACAAGGACGGGAGUUUGCAGUGUCCUUCCUGCAAAACCAUCUACGGAGAGAAAACCGGGACCCAGCCCCAGGGAAAGAUGGAGGUGUUCAAGUUCCAGGUGUCCCUCCCUGGCCAUGAGGACUGUGGGACGAUACUUAUAGUUUACAACAUUCCUCACGGCAUCCAGGGCCCAGAGCACCCCAAUCCUGGGAAGCCAUUCACCGCCAGGGGCUUUCCCCGUCAGUGCUACCUUCCGGACAAUGCCCAGGGCCGCAAGGUCCUGGAGCUGCUGAAAGUGGCCUGGAAGAGGCGACUGAUCUUCACGGUAGGGACAUCCAGCACCACGGGAGAGACCGACACAGUGGUGUGGAACGAGAUCCACCACAAGACAGAGAUGGACCGCAAUGUGACAGGCCAUGGCUACCCCGACCCCAACUACCUGCAGAAUGUGCUGGCCGAGCUGGCCGCCCAGGGGGUGACCGAGGACUGCCUGGAGCAGCAGUGAGCCCCGGGCCUGGCCGGCCCCAUCCCCGCCCCGCCGCGCCUGCCUCUGGCAGCCAGCUGCCCUCUCCCCCUGCUGCCGGCUGGGCUGCCCCGGGAUGGGCAGGCGGGAAGGUGCCUUUCCUCAGAGGCUGCGAGGCUUGUGGGGGCCCGCCUUCUGCCCCCAUCCUCCCCUCCAGGCCCAGAUCUACACGCGAAUCAGGCAGGCCUGGGGAGUUGUACUUGUGGGGGCUUAAGAUGCAGCUACCUCAGUGCGUGGGGCCCUCUGCCGCUGGCGGGCUGCUUCGGGGCCGUAGUGCCGGGGGCCUGGCGUGGGGUGAGGCGAGACUGCCCCGUCCCCCAUCGUAGCCAGGGCAGGCGUGGGUUCUGGGUCAGCUUCUCAUACCUCAGAUGUUCCGUUUGCAAUAAAUGCCCUAUAGCCAAA